AUGUCACGGGAGUUGCCGAACGUGGUAGAUACAAAGCGCAGAGGAGGCGGAGCCGGCGUCGGACCAGGAGGCGGCGGUGGCGGCGCUGGACCGCAACGACCUGGAGGCCUUCCGUCGCCUGCUGCGCAGCGGGCGCGUGGACCCGCGCCAUCGCUACGGCAAGCCGCACUUCGGCUCCCUGCUGGAGAUCGCGGCGCGGCGCGCGCACGGCCGCGACUUCGUCAAGGAGCUGCUGGCGCACGUCAAGCCGAACGUGAACGUGAUCACAGACAGACAGACAGACUGACAGACAGGAGGGAAAGAGAAGAGAAUCACGAAAUUUACGACGUAUAA
Messenger RNA from Gryllus bimaculatus (two-spotted cricket), 333 nucleotides. The record is from the annotation of a GenBank genome assembly. NCBI's taxonomy places the organism in Eukaryota, Metazoa, Arthropoda, Insecta, Orthoptera, Gryllidae.